AGGGCAGCCGCUCGGUACAAUGGGACCGAACCCAAGCCGGUAAGAGGUUCAGAGAGAAACACACGCAUACCAGCUCCGAGGGAGGCCAACGUUUGGGGAGGUUAACGGCAACAUGGAGAAAACGGUCAAGAUCUGAACUUUGCAGGAUCCGCUGUGAGGAUUAUCGUACGGCCCCACAAUCUGACGGGUAUAACGAGGAACGAGAUCACAGUUUGCAUCAGUGUGGCAAAGGGAUAGCCAUUGGUAGGCUAUGGAGCGCGUUGACAGUCGUUUGGGCACCUGGCAGGUGCUACUGACCAUCUCAAUGGUCAUUAUACCCCUGUCUGCUCACGGGAGGCAUUCACUGGCCAGGCACCAUCAUCACCACAAUCAAUCAUCUGUCAACAAGGAGGCCUUGAACACCAGGAUGGUGCUCAGUGAUGACUCCGCAGAGAGGGACCACCUGAUCGGAGCAGGGCUCAUGCUCGGGGCUAAACUCCCACUCAGCUCCACCAAACGCCACCAUUCUCAUAAACACGCCCAUCUAGACGUCGUAGAGGAGGACCAAACGGUGGGGGAGGAGCUCACCGCCGGUGGGGGGGGUCCAGACCAGCCCGGAAACCCCAUGUCAGAUGAUGUCAUCACCGUGGAUUUCGACAGCCCUGCGCCGGAUAUUGUGUCCUCUGAUGUUGCUCUGGAUUGGGCCAAAGCCCCAAAAGCCCAGAAGCAAAAAGGCGGAGACCCUACUGCAUGGACGCUUUCUGACUUUUAUGACUAUCUGUCACCUGAUGACGACCUCUCGACGUUAGAUACGACCCCAGAACCUGAGCCCACCCCUUCACCCCCGCCGGAAAUGGAGGAUGAGAAUCCGCUCCUGGCUGGUUCUUCUGCUGUUCCUGAUGUGAGGCCUAACACGGAUAGCGGGCCAUCCCUCCCAGCUACUGCCAUGCCAGGGCUGGACAAGGGUGAGGGGUUAGGCUUAGGUGGCGCCAUGGGGACUGACGGCUGCAGGCUGGGCUUUGUGCGCUCUGGACCUGGCGUGUGUGUGUCUCAGUGUGACAUUGAACCCAAUUUCUGCUUCAACGGAGGAGUGUGCACUGUGGUGGCAGGAAUGGGAGCCUUCUGCAGGUGCAAUGUGCAGGACUACAUCUGGAACAAAGGCACGCGCUGCGAUUGGGCGGUCACAGACUUCCAGGUUAUGUGUGCGGUGGUGGGCGUGGCUUCCCUGGUGCUCAUCUUCCUCUUCAUGAUCAUCGUAUUCUUUGCCAAGAGGCUGCACCGCCUCAAGAAUGAGAACAGGCGCCUUCGCAAACGCAGUAAGUACUGCCCACAGAGCAGCGAGCCACAGACAGACGGCCUCUCCAUUUCCACAACAGCCGACGGCUCGCAGCCAAACGAUGAUCCUCAGAAGCAGGAGGACCCAGCAAGGUCCCCACAAGCCAAGGAAGAGGGAUCAAUGAACAUCCUCAACUCUCAUUCCCCCAAACACGAGAACAACCGUCCAGCCUCUGUUGUCCACGACCAGGGCCACGCCCCAAACAACACAGAGGAAAACGCUGAGGAUGGAGUCACUAUUGGCCUGGAAGUGCUCCUCCCAAAAGAUGCCAAGCUCCACUCAGAGGCCAACUCGCCCCGUCAGUACGACGUCUUCCUCUACAAGGUUGCCAACAACGGAGACUCCGCCUCUCCCAGCCAAGCCCCUCCCACUCACAGCGCUAACUCUUACUCCUCCUCUCACCCCAUGCCUAAAUCGCCCAAAUCAUCCAAGGUGCCUAAAUCACCCAAACACACCAAGGAAGACCCACCUAGUAGCCGUGAACCCUUGUCUGGCAGGCACUCCUCACCUGACCGUCACUCCUCACCCGGUCGCCACCCAUCACCCGGUCGCGACUCUGGGCCUGGUUGCUAUUCUUCACCCACCGGUCAUCCAUCAUCCCAUCACUCUCCCUCCCGGUACAAAUGCAUGCCCACCUCUUCCUCCAUCCCGCCCGAGUUACGCAGGCCCAGAGGUCGGUCGCAAGCUCCCGGCACAGAGUGCUCAGGGACUGGGAGAAAGUACCAGAGUGGACACAUUCGUCCAUCCCCCUCCUCCCCUCACCUCACUCAGCCUCCUCCAUCACCAUCCAGGGUGAAGUACAGCCCGGUCAGCACCCGAUCCCUGCCACCACUCUCCUGA
Perca flavescens (yellow perch) is the source of this 2155-nucleotide messenger RNA. RefSeq names its product chondroitin sulfate proteoglycan 5b (gene cspg5b). Gene Ontology annotation, biological process: cell projection morphogenesis. The record is from RefSeq and is a predicted model, not a curated record. Gene Ontology annotation, cellular component: synapse. NCBI's taxonomy places the organism in Eukaryota, Metazoa, Chordata, Actinopteri, Perciformes, Percidae. The transcript is spliced from 6 exons. Bases 251 to 2155 code for a protein of 634 amino acids.